CUUUAUGGUACGCCUUCAGCUUACCUAUGCCUUGUUAAUAGUAAUAAAUUUAAUCAAAAGGUCACAAGUACAAAUUUAGUUGAAACGGACGAAUAAACAAAUAUAUUUUAAGGUCCUAGUCCGCUUCUUCAGGAUAUAAAAGAUACAAUUAACAUGUAAAGCUGGAAUAGCGUGGGGGUCAUGGAGCUGGGGUCUCUCUAGCAGUAGCAGUAUAACUGUUUAUAACAUCAGUGACGCCACUGAAAAAUGUUUUUUAUCUACGACUAGAAUUUCCAGUUACUUUUUCGCAUCGAUAACCCUCUGACCAGUUGUUUUAUAAAUUUUACACAUUGCCUGCUCGUCAUAUACUAUGUUUUAUAAACUAUAUAAGUGAUUUCGUUAUGCCGUGAUCGAUAGCAAUAAACAUGAAGAAAAAGUUGUUUUUGUUUUUACUUCUCUGUUAUUUAACCAAGGCUGAAUACAAUGCCAAGUGUAGCGAUAAUUUACAAAGCGGCUUAACUUUCGAAGCUAUGAACGACGAUGUCGAGGGACGAUACAGGGUCGAGUGGUGUACGGUGGCUGAUAAAAAUGUUACCACCUGGGAGCUAGUCAUGCGAUACGAUGAUACUCGGCCGCCCAGUCGUUGCGUGAAAUACAGUGUUGACAUCCCACCUGGAGCAGUACACUCUCGUUUUAGUGAGAGAGUUCAUCUUAAUUUAAAUUGUACUAAUAUAUGUUUCUCCACAUACUUGGAUUUAAUAUUCAAUGGCACAUGCUAUCACAUCAAGACGGUGCUCCACCGAGGGACCAAGAGCUCCAGCCCUCAUGAUUCCUUACACUAUGUUUUUAACCCAUAUCCGAAAGAACAUUUCACUGAGAGCAUAGCUCUGGUUAGGGCAUUGAGUAAAGACGAGGAGCUCAUUGUGCACUGGUAUCUGGGCUAUGUGCCGGCCGCUGAUUACACAAUGGAGCUUUGUACAGAAGACUUCCAGUGGUGCCGCGACAUCGGCGGCAACUGCAGCACGCGCGGCGCCGGCCGCACCGAGGUGCGCUGCGCGCUGCGGGCGCCGCCCGGCUGCUACAGCGUGCGCCUGCAGCAGCGGGCGCCCUGGACGGCGGCGCUGGCGCUGUUCCGCCCGCAGGCCAGCGCCGACUCGCGCGUGUGCCACCUGCGCCAGCCGCCGCUGCCGGCCGACGCGUCGCGCGCCACGCUGUGGGGGCUGUGCGCCGGGGCCGCGCUGGCGGCGCUCGCGCUGGCGCUGCUGCUGCGCGCGCACCGCGCCCGCCUGGCCGCCGCGCUCCGGCUGCGCGUGCUGCACCACUGGCUCGACAGGCCGGAGGCGGAGGCGACGAAGCCCAUCAACAACAACGAGGCGGACGAGCGCGCGCGCGUGCUGCUGCUGUACGCGCGCGACUGCGCGGCGCUGGCGCGCGUGGCGGGCGCGCUGCGGCGCCUGCUGCGCGAGGCGGGCUGCGCCGUGGUGGACCUGUACGAGCCCGACGCCGUGCGCGCCGCCGCCCGCGCGCCCGCCGACUGGCUGCAGCGCCAGCUGGCGGCCGACGGCGCGCGCGUCGUGCUGCUGCAGUCGCCGGCCGCCGCCGCCGCCGCCGCCGCGCCGGGCCGCGCCCGCCACGCCGCGCCGCACUCGGCCGACGGGCUGCUGGCGCUGGCGCUGCGCCGCCUGGCCGAGACGGGCCACGCGGGCCUGCCCUACCGGAAGUACUUCGUGGUCGAGGUGGCGGGGCUGGAGGCCGACGUGCUGCCGCACCUGACGCGGCUGCGGCGCUACGUGCUGCCGGCCGGCGCCGAGCUGCUGCUGCGCGACGUGAGCGGCGCGGGCGCGGCGGGCGCGGCGGGCGCGGGGGGCGCGGAGGCGCUGGCGGAGCUGGCGGCGGCGGCGGACGAGCUGCUGCGCUUCGUGCGCGAGCACCCGGACUACGUGUCGGAGCUGUUCCAAGUCUGCUGAGCGUCAACCUCCUCGCGACACUGUUGUUCCGUUCUGCCCUCGUCGAAAUUGUAUUUCGAUUUCCUUUAGCGACGUGACCUAUGACGGGACCGACGGUCUCGGUAAAAUCAACUCAUUUUAAAAUUUCAGUAACAGUAAUGUUAGUCAUUAAUUGACUGACUCCUCUCGGUUCUCAUAUGUUUUUCCUUGAAUUUGACGCAAAGGUGAAGUAGAAUAUGUAACUCAUAUCUAACUCAUGACACCAAAAUACCAAUAAAAUUAGUCGUCAAAGUUUUGAGAGGGCGCGGUGCUUAUAUGAAUCGUACUUAUAAAAUAAUAAUAAUGGCCUCCGCUCUCCGGCUGAUGAUAUAAUACGUAUCGACGCAAUAAACAUACAGAGUAGCAGCCCGUAAAUUGCUGUUUACAUACUUUGAUACAUUUGAUUUAGUUUGUCGCUUCGUUUUUGCUUCGUCUUAUUUUAUCUUUUGCGGUAUGUUUGUGCCGGACAAACAUUAUAGCCGCCGAAUCCAUUUUAGGAAUGCUUAUACGCGUGUAAUUCGGUAGUUACAUUACGAUCGUCGGUGAGUCGUUUGGACAUAAGUGCGCUGAACA
This is a messenger RNA of Vanessa tameamea, 2537 nucleotides long. RefSeq lists its product as uncharacterized. Gene Ontology annotation, molecular function: interleukin-17 receptor activity. The record is from RefSeq and is a predicted model, not a curated record. Bases 405 to 1946 code for a protein of 513 amino acids. The transcript is spliced from 6 exons. NCBI's taxonomy places the organism in Eukaryota, Metazoa, Arthropoda, Insecta, Lepidoptera, Nymphalidae.